UGCACUAGUUCACCAAUGCAGCAGGAACAGAAAACAAACCUAUAGAUAAGCACAGCUCGGCCAAGGGAGGGUCCCUAGCUAAAACCAGCGACUAGCUGUCAUUUGUUCAGUCUCUCCAGUCUUCAACAUGUAAGGAGCGUGAGAGCUGGGGUACACUGAGCGAAGAAGAAGCUAUCGCUAACCUACUGAUAUUACUGGUUUAUAUAAAAGUUAAGAACAGCUGGCGUUGGUGCUACAACUCUUCCGACAAGUGUUAACGAUAAUAAAGUGCGCGUUUAAAAUUGAACGCAAGAUGUGACGUGUGAUAUAGGUAUAUUCAUUCUUCUUUCAUUUUCGGGGGCAUCCCCCGACAGCGAUGAUUUCAGUGGUUUGACUUGGUCGCGUUGCAAUUUUCGUAAGUAUACAUUUCUUAGCGCACAUAAUAAAAUAAUAGAGAAAAGUCCCUUAUUAUGAGACAGGCUCCUAAUAUGAGACGGCGGGGUUUCCGCUAAAUUAAUGGGCCUCAUCUGUUGGCUCCACCACGAAGUCGUUGACCCCGGAGCGAAAUCUGUUUAGUCGAAAAUUAAUUGUUAGAACGUGUAGUCGUUGCGAAAAAAGAUUUGGGAUGAAAUUUUGGUGUUGAAAAUGUAUUUUCUCGUUCAUCAGAAAAUCUCUCUUGUGUAAUCUUUAAUGCUUAAUUAUAAUUAGCUGUUGCUGCUGUAUAAUAGUUAAUUUUUUUCUAUCUUUACACAAGGUAAUAAGUGCAAAAAGAAAAAUCAGAAUCAUUUAUGAGUCAGUAAGGAAAUUACUCGUGGCACAUUGAUUUAUUCUGAUUUGUCCGGCAUAUUGCAAAGUUAAGUGAAAGACGCGUAUCGAAGAAAAAGAAAAAGAAAUAUAAGAAAGUAAAGAAGCAUCUGGGAAUUAAAUAUGGCGGACGGUGGAAAUCAGGCGCCGAGUUUGUUCGACAAAAUGGAAAACUUUCCACCGUUAGUUGCGGGAAACAACGUCAGUAGAAAUUGGUACACGUGGAAACAGAAAUUUUUAUCUUUCCUGCAGAAAGAAGACGCCAAGGAGUCAUAUAAGAAACAAUGGACAGUUAUAUUGUUAAUGUUAAUUGGACCGCUUGGAGAAGAAGCGUAUAAUACUCUGUCUCAAACUGCACAACGGUCGAAGGAUCUGAAAAUAGUAUUACGCGAGCUAGAUAUUUACUUCAUUUUCGGCAUUAGAAAAAGACAGAAUGGCGAGAGUAUCGACAAAUAUGUCGAUAGAUUAAUGCUUCUUGCCAUUGCAAGUAAUCACAAUGAUCCUGUGAGCAUUGUGAAGGAGAAAAUUAUAGAGGAUAUUAAAAAUUACAAUUUCACAGGAAGAGCUGCGCUUCUUGUGCGAUCAAAGGGAGACAGUCUGGUAUUGUAUUUGCAGUCGUUGGACUUUAAUCAAAUUACGCUGUUUUGGAAACAGUGCGAGGAAUUAAUGAUGCGAGAAAAUCGCGAGAACGUACAAGGGCGGCCUUUUAAUUCGCCGUCCGCUGAAAUGGAAUGCGCUCGCUGUGGCACUCGUCACAACAGAAACCGUUGUCCAGCUCAUGGGCUGCAAUGCGACAACUGUAAAGGGUUCAAUCACUUUACAGAUAAUUGUAAAGUAAAAUACGUGUCUAACUGCUCUAAGUGUGGAACGCAUCACGUUCAAUCACGUUGUCUCGCUUUCGGCAAAUUGUGCACUAAAUGCGGCAAGGUGAACCAUUUCUCCUGGUUGUGUCAAGUUCCUACUGUAAAAGAUUGCCUUAGAUGUGGUGGUGACCACGCUAUAUCUAUGUGUCCGGCACAAGGUCGUGUAUGCUCCCGGUGUAAAAAGCCAAACCACUUUGAGGAAAAAUGUCUAACUAAAAUUGAGGAUGAACAAGAAAAACGUCCGGUACAAGCGUGUCUUCGCUUAAAUAAGCAGUAGCACACGAGUGUUUAAUUCUCUACUUUAUCUUAAUCUUGAUAAUUUCUCUGAUCUGUUGAGAGAUUUUUCCAUCUAGCAAUAAGCAAAGGUCAAAUUCUAAUUUUCAGUAUUGAACAUCUGUAAGUGGAUCCUAAAAUUAAAACUCUAUCUAUCAAAUUAAAAAAAACAGUUUGAAAUUGAGGAAUGUAAUAUUGUUAUCUGUUUAUUCUGUGAAGUCUAUUUGAAACAUUUCUUUAAUGAGAAAAAACUCUAAGUUAUUGGUAUCUUGAAAAUUAUUAAUGCCUUCUGUCCAUUUUAAACAUUUUUGUUGUACACACAAAUCAAGUUUGAAUUGAUUGGAGAGUUUGUUUGAAAUUAAAGUC
Molecule: messenger RNA, 2285 nt
Organism: Vollenhovia emeryi
Lineage: Eukaryota; Metazoa; Arthropoda; Insecta; Hymenoptera; Formicidae
Exons: 3
Coding region: 907-1923 (338 amino acids)
Molecular function (GO): nucleic acid binding; zinc ion binding
Source: RefSeq, a predicted model, not a curated record